GGGUCGGCUUGCUGCCUGUUUCCGGUGCUGUUUGUCAGCCGAUAUGAGUUCCAUCCUGGAUGAGUACGAGGAUUCACAGGCCCGGGCCUGCUUUCGGCCUUCUGGGUUUCCGUGUCAACAGCACCGGCUGGGAAGCACAGGAAUUGGACAGUCCGGCUAUGUCAGCGCCCGACUGGAAGAGGAAAAGCCCAUCUUUUCCAAGCAGAGAAUUGAUUUCACUCCUCCUAGUGCAAUCACCCACCUAGUGGUGUGCAACAAUCAGCUCUGCAUGAGUAUGGGCAAGGACACACUGCUCAGGAUUGAUCUUGGAAAACCAGACCAGCCAAACCAGGUUGAAGUGGGGCGCAAGGAUGAUGCUCGGAUCCACAAACUGUUCCUGGAUCCCUCGGGGUCUCACCUCCUGAUCAGCCUCACCUCCAAUGAGUGUCUCUACCUCAACAGAAAUUCUCAUAAAGUGAAGAGCCUCUCUCGCUGGAAAGGACACUUGAUUGAGAGCGUUGGGUGGAACAAAUAUCUGGGCAAUGAGAGCAGCACAGGCCCUAUCCUGGUGGGAACCAGCCAGGGUCAGAUGUAUGAAGCAGAGAUUGUUGUGUCAGAAGAGCGGCUCUUCAUUUCGAGUCCUGACCAGCAUUUCAAGAAUGUGUACAAUCUGGAGGAGGAUGGGUCCCCUGCUCCAGUCUGCUGUCUGGAGAUUGAGCGAAGUGCUGACGCCCGGCUCUUUGUCAUCGCCACCACACGGAAGCGUUUGUAUCAAUUUGUGGGCAAGGCUCCAGAGAGCCCUGAUCCACACAUGUUUCAGCCCAUGUUCAGUCAGUAUACCAACACUUUGCCCAGCUUCCAGGAGUUCCCAGCAAGCCUGGGCUAUAGCGAGAUCUCUUUCUACACCUCUAAGCUGCGGUCUAGCCCUCGAUCAUUUGCCUGGAUGAUGGGCAAUGGCGUACUCUAUGGCACCUUGGACUUCACCCGGCCUGAUUCCCUUCUAAGUGAUGUACAGGUCUGGGAGUACCCAGGUGACAUCGCCCCUGAGCUUGAGCCCCCCCGGUCCAUCGUCCUCACCCAGUUUCACUUCCUACUGUUGCUUCCUGAUAGAGUGAAGGCCAUUUGCACACUGAAUGGGCAGCUUGUCUUUGAGGAUGUGUUCGCUGACAAGUUUGGCCACCUCCUCCGUAUGGUCAAAGAUUCAGUGGCUGGGCUGAUAUGGAUAUACACGGAGAAGGCAGUGUUCCGUUAUCACAUUCAGAAGGAAUCGCGGGAUGUCUGGCAGAUGUACAUGAACAUGGGGAAGUUUGAACUGGCUAAGGAGUAUUGCAAAGACCGGCCUGAGUGUCUGGACACUGUUCUUGCUAAGGAAGCAGAUUACUGCUUUCGAAACAAAAAGUAUGUGGAAAGUGCCAAGUACUAUGCACUGACUCAGAAGUAUUUUGAGGAGAUCGCUCUUAAGUUUAUUGAAGCCAAGCAAGAGGAGGCCCUGAAGGAGUUCCUUCUGAAGAAGCUGAAUAACCUGAAAUUGGAGGACAAGACACAACUGACGCUACUGGUGACUUGGCUUGCUGAAAUCUACCUAAACUGGCUGGGCACUCUUGAGACAGACAAAGACAAGAAGAACCAAUUUGAGGCAACCAGGGAGGAGUUCCGCAAGUUCCUGAGUGGCUCCAAGAUAAAGGAGUGUCUCUUAAACAAUCGCUCAACUAUCUAUGACCUCCUCGCCAGCCAUGGCAAUGUGGAGGACAUGAUCUUCUUCUCUGUGAUUAUGCAGGACUACGAGCGGGUGGUGGCCCACCACUGCCAACAUGAUGGUUACAGUGCAGCUCUGGAGGUCAUGUCCAAGUGCCAGGACCCUGCUCUCUUCUACAAGUUUUCUCCUGUCCUCAUGCAGCAUAUUCCCAAGCAGGUGGUAGAUGCUUGGAUCAACAUGAGGAAGAGGCUGGAUCCCAAAAACCUCAUCCCAGCCUUAGUUAACUACAGCCAGAUUGGGAGCUCGGCGCAGGUCUGUGAAGCUAUUCGUUACCUUGAAUUUUGUGUACACCAACUGGAAGUGACAGACCAGGCCAUUCACAACUACCUGCUGUCUCUCUAUGCCAAGUACAAGCCCAAAGCCCUACUUUGGUACCUGGAACAGGCGGGCUCUAAUGCAGACUGUAUCCACUAUGACCUCAAGUAUGCACUACGUCUCUGUGCAGAGAAUAAACAGACAGAGGCCUGUGUGCACAUAUACAAGACCAUGGAACUGUAUGAGGAGGCGGUGGACCAUGCUCUCCAGAUGGAUGUGGACCUUGCUAAAUCAUGUGCGGACAUGCCAGAGGAUGAUGAAGAGCUCCGAAAGAAACUGUGGCUGAAGAUUGCCCGGCAUGUGGUUCAGGAGGAGAAGGAUGUGAAGAAGGCCAUGGUGUGCCUGUCCAGCUGCAACCUGUUAAAGAUUGAAGAUAUUCUACCCUUCUUUCCCAACUUUGUGACCAUUGACCAUUUCAAGGAAGCCAUCUGCAGUUCUCUGCAGGAGUACAACAAGCAUAUUGAUGAGCUCAAGCAGGAGAUGGAGGAGGCAACUGAAAGUGCCAAGCGAAUCCGCGAGGACAUCCAAGAAAUGAGGAACAAAUACGGGGUGGUGGAGUCUCAGGAGAAGUGUGCAUCAUGUGACUUCCCACUGUUGAACCGUCCUUUCUAUCUGUUCCUUUGUGGCCACAUGUUCCAUUCUGACUGUCUGCUGCAGGAAGUCAUGCCCCACCUUUCUCAGUUCAAACAGAAUAGACUGGAGGAGCUGCAGAGAAAGCUGGUUGCAGCUGCUCAGACUAAAUCCCGGCAACGCUGCAAGGAAGGAGAAGCCAAUGACCGGGGUCAGCAGUCCCGUGACCAGAUCAAGUCAGAUAUUGAUGACCUUGUGGCAGAUGAAUGUAUCUAUUGUGGAGAACUGAUGAUUAAAUCAAUAGAUAAACCAUUUAUUGACCCACUGAAAAGUGAGGAAGAGAACUGCUGGCUGUGAGUGUGUUUCUUGUGCUCAUUAUUAUUGUCCCUUAUGGCUGCUCUUUGCCUGAAACACCACUGCCUGGGAUUUCAAGGGUUCACUGCUAUGCUUUGUGAUUGUAAUUUUUGCUUCUAUUCUACAGCUUGUGUAGAUAGCUCUAGUAGGAAAUAAAUGGAUACAUGUAUAAAGGUUUGUGUGCUCAUUCUGCUAUUUGUAGAGCUGGGUGUGUAACCUUAAAAUGGAAGUCUGUGUUGCUUGUGCACAUGUUUCAAGAAGCAGUUAUAUUGUUUUUGGGCCAUAAUUAGGGGUGAAAACAGGAGCAGGACUGAAUUUUGAUCAGCUGUGAUUAUAUUAAAGCAUGGACCAACCCAACAACUCUAUAUCAAACUACAAUCACAGUGCACUUCUGCUCUCAGAACUGAUAGCCUUGGACCAUGGUGGGAUAGUAUCAUCUCAGCUUGCCAGUGUCCUUUUUAAAAAAACUGAGUCAGAAAAGAAUUAGUUACAACUAUAUCUUGUGUCUUUUUUAAAAAAAAAUCACUUUAAUAUCCAUGGAUCCUGCACUGGAAUGAGGUGGGGAGUUUAAUGGUAUGUCUGUGAGCCAAUAGUUGUGUACAAAAUGCAGGCAAAUUCCUCCUGUUUUGCUAAGUGGCUGGUCCAGUGAUGUAUUUUGCAUUGGUAUUAACUUUUCACAUGAAUAUCCCAACUAUUGAUAGAUCAAUAUUCUCUCCAUGGAUGCUGCCUGACCAGUGGAGUUCUUGCAGCAUUUUUUGCAUGGUGCUCUUGUUUUUAAUAACUAAUCAUUUAAGAAAGCUGAAUCUAGAACCUUUUCAUCAUGGUUUCAUGAAUAGCAAAUCUCAAAUGUGCUCAAGUUCUUUCUUAAUAAGACAAGGGGAGUUGCUAAAUGGGAAGCUGUAGAUGUGAUGUAUUGGCUUUCCAAAAAGAAGUGAUAAGUGCAUCAAGAAUGCAGCUUUGGAUGAAGUAUGCUACAGCACAGAAACGGCCUUCUGCUCAAAAUUAUGAGUUGCCUACCUGAGCCAAUUCACCUGUAUUUGGCCAAUAUCCCUCUAAACUGUUCCUAUCCAAUUAAAUGUUGCAAUUGUACCCGUCCAUCACUUCUGCUUUAUAACUCUUUCCACAUAGCCACCACUUUGUUGUUAAUUCAGUAGAGCAUACAAUAACACACCAUUAACAAUUAUUAGUCAUAGUUAAAGCAAUUCAAAGAUUUGCUACAUUCGUUUAAUUAAUUACUAUCUUUACAGUUUCACAACAUCUUCAGUUACUUUGACCUAGAUAUUUUUGGAUAUCCCCACACUUGAAGAACCAGAGUGUGGGUUCCAUCUUGAGUGUUUGAGUACCUGACUCAGGAACUUCUUUUUCAGUGGUUAGUCUCCAGAGUCACUGCUGCUGAUGAUCUCAUAACAAAAGAUACCUCUUUGUGUGUUCCUUUACACACCUCGUUUGUUAUUGCAGGUUUAUACAGCUGUAAUUCCACUUCUUAUCUAUAUGACUUUGUUUCCUUAACUACAAAGUCCUGCUAGUGUCAUGCUACAAUAGUUGUUUGUUUACUUGAGCUUUUGUAUUUCAUCAAAUUGUCCAUUCCACAAGAUUCAUUCCUAACACAUUCUGGGAUGUUUACAGUGGAUAGUUCAUGGGAUGUAAACAUAAAAUCAGGGAUUGGUUAGUCAAUCUUCCAUCACUGUUUCUUCCGUUUCCUGGGUUCCCAAUGACACUUCCUAGCCCACUGUCCCAGACCGCAUGACAUCUUAGCAUAGAUUGCAAAAUGGCUGACUCAUCAAAGAGGGUUGGAAUAUAUAGAUCUUUUUUCAGAUCGGAAGGGUGUAACCAGGGGUUAGUUCUUAGAUCAUAAUUGCUCUUUAUAUUCAUGACCUAGAAGGAAGGAACAAGAUGUAAAGGUUGCAAAUAAAAUGGGAAUAGAAGGGCAUUCUGUGACUGAACUACUGCCACAACCUAUGGACUCAUUUUCAAAGUCUCUUCAUCUCAUGUUUUUAUAUUUAUUGUCUAUUUAUUACUUGUAUCUGUAGUUUGUUGUCUUGUGCAUUAGUUGUUUGUCCUGUUAAUUGCGAAUGCCUACAAGAAAAUGAAUCUCAGGGUUGUAUAUAGUGACAUAUUUAUAUUUUGAUAAUAAAAGUACUUUGAAAAGA
Messenger RNA from Hypanus sabinus (Atlantic stingray), 5124 nucleotides. RefSeq names its product VPS18 core subunit of CORVET and HOPS complexes (gene vps18). Gene Ontology annotation, cellular component: HOPS complex; endosome. Lineage: Eukaryota; Metazoa; Chordata; Chondrichthyes; Myliobatiformes; Dasyatidae. Gene Ontology annotation, biological process: endosome to lysosome transport; endosome organization; intracellular protein transport. Gene Ontology annotation, molecular function: protein-macromolecule adaptor activity. The coding region runs from base 44 to 2977 and encodes 977 amino acids. The record is from RefSeq and is a predicted model, not a curated record. The transcript has 5 exons.